Messenger RNA from Colossoma macropomum (tambaqui), 1128 nucleotides. RefSeq lists its product as uncharacterized. Gene Ontology annotation, cellular component: plasma membrane. The transcript is spliced from 6 exons. Bases 1 to 1128 code for a protein of 375 amino acids. The record is from RefSeq and is a predicted model, not a curated record. NCBI's taxonomy places the organism in Eukaryota, Metazoa, Chordata, Actinopteri, Characiformes, Serrasalmidae.
AUGUUAGAGCACAUGUCCAGGCGUAAUCGUUCCCUGCUGUCCCUCUCUCUAACCUCUCUGGCCCUCACUCUCUCCGUGCUGGCCUUCUGCACCUCUUACUGGUGUGAAGGAACCCACAAAGUGGUGAAACCUCUCUGCCUGUCUCCUGUAAAGAUGAAGAACUGUGGCCAGAACAACAGCCAGCCCUAUACUACUGAAAGUCCCACACCAGACCCCAAAAGGUCUGAAUCCAAUGUAACAUUAUCCCCAAAGCAGAAGGAGGAACAAGCCCUGAUAAGAGCAAAGAAACUGGCCAAUGCAGUUCACUAUAUCUGGGAAACAGGAGAGGACAAAUACAUGCUUCGAUACUUUCACACCGGUUUCUGGCUGUCGUGUGAGAAACACAAUGAGGGUGAAGAAGAAAAAUGCCGAAGUUUCAUCGAAUUGACUCCUGGAGAAACACAAGGGGUUCUUUGGCUGUCUGUGGUCUCAGAGUUCAUGUACAUUACUCUGCUGGCCAUGGGAUUCCUCAUGAUGUUGGUGGAGAUGCUGUUAUUGUGUUUAAAUAAGGAGAUGUACUCACUCAAGAUCAAUGCCUUUGCUGCCAUUUGCACCGUUCUGUCUGGAAUGAUGGGAAUGGUAGCACAUAUGAUGUACACUACAGUGUUUCAACUGACCGUCAGCAUAGGACCUAAAGACUGGAGACCGCAGACCUGGGACUAUGGCUGGUCAUUUGCCAUGGCCUGGAUUUCUUUCAGCUGCUGCAUGGCGGCUGCUGUCUUCACCCUCAACUCUUACACCAAGACAUUGAUCGAGAUGAAGCACCGCGCCCGCAUUCGCCUGGAAGAGGCCCGCGCUGCCACCCAUGCGCCCCCUUAUGACGAAGUCAUCACAGCCCGUCCUGGCGGCAGCGUUUACUCUGUAAACCGGCUUCUUCAGCAGUGCCAGAAGGGCACACUGAUUGACGCCGCAUGGCCCUCCAGGGAGGAAGGGCAAGCUGGGGUGAUGGUGGAGGGAAUGAACCCCCAUGGACUAGUGCUGGUGGGAGGCUGCGGAACACAGGGCUGUGAGGACUGUGAGAGAGAGAUGGACGAGAUAGAGGACGCUCUGGAGAGAGAUGAGAAGGAGGGGGAUGAUGAAAUAUGCUGA